ACUUGGAAACGUCCUGUGGCAUAUUUCUCUAAACAACUGGAUCAAGUUGCCAAGGGGUGGCCAGCUUGCUUGCGAGCUGUCGCGGCAACUGCCCUAGUGCUUGGUGAAGCAGAGAAACUGACUUGGGGGGGACUGUGCAGGUGUAUACCCCUCAUAUGGUUCAAGCCCUGCUGGACACUAAGGGAGGUCUCUGGCUCACGCAGGCUCGGGUAGCUCGGUACCAGGCUAAACUCCUAGAAAAUCCUGAAGUUACCCUGCAGACCUGCCCCUCCCUCAACCCAGCCACUAUGUUACCAGAAACAGAGGAGCAGGAACAUGACUGUUUAGAAAUCAUAGAUGCCCAGUACUCCAGCCGUCCAGAUUUAAAAGAUCAACCCCUCUCAAAUGCAGACUGUGAGUGGUAUACUGAUGGGAGCAGUGCUGUCAUAGAUGGGCAAAGGAGGGCGGGCUAUGCUGUUGUGACCCUCUAUGAUACAGUGGAAGCAGAGAGUUUACCUGCUGGAUCAUCUGCCCAACUUGCUGAACUUGUAGCAUUAACCCGUGCACUUGAACUGGCAAAAGACAAACGGGUUAAUAUUUUUACUGACUCAAAAUAUGCUUUUGGGGUAUUGCAUGCUCACGCUGGUCUGUGGAAACAAAGGGGAAUGCUUACAGCUCAGGGGUCCCCAGUCAAGCAUGGGACACAGAUUCUCCGGCUUCUGGAAGCGGUGCAGCUCCCCUCAGAGGUAGCAGUGGUGCACUGCAAAGCUCAUCAACGAGAAGACCAGGACGUAGCCAAGGGCAAUGCCAGGGCCGACAGGGAAGCCAAGCGGGCUGCCACCCUGGAACCAUUGGAAGCUGAGGAGGCCCAUGUGCAUGCCCUCAUCCCAUCAGUGGGUGAGCUCCCAGCCCCUCAGUACUCUCGUGAAGAAAAGAAUCUGGCCGACUCCCUUGGGCUCCAGAAAAAGGAGGGAUGGCUCCACUCCACAGAAGGAAAAAUCCUCCUACCUAAAAGCCUAAUACGGCCAGUACUACAGAAACUAUAUCAGACCACUCACGCUGGAAGGGAGGCUCUCACCCAGCUU
Mauremys reevesii (Reeves's turtle) is the source of this 1064-nucleotide messenger RNA. RefSeq lists its product as uncharacterized. Gene Ontology annotation, molecular function: RNA-DNA hybrid ribonuclease activity; nucleic acid binding. The annotation marks the transcript as partial. The record is from RefSeq and is a predicted model, not a curated record. Gene Ontology annotation, biological process: DNA replication, removal of RNA primer. The transcript has a single exon. Lineage: Eukaryota; Metazoa; Chordata; Testudines; Geoemydidae.